AGAGAGACUGUAUCGAACGUUUCGGACAGAGCACCAUCGAAAGAAUCAGCAAUGAUGACGACAUCGUCUGCACCACCGAAUACUCGCGGAUCGUCCCGCUGGAAAACGGAGAGAUCGUGGUGUCCUUGGUGAACGGUCGUCCCGGCGCCAUGAACUUCUCCUACUCCCCGGUGCUGAGGGAGUUCACCAAGGCCACCCACAUCCGGCUCCGCUUCCUGAGAACCAACACGCUGCUGGGACACCUGAUGGGCAAAGCUCUCCGCGACCCCACCGUCACCCGCAGGUAUUACUACAGUAUCAAAGACAUCAGCAUCGGAGGACGCUGUGUGUGUAACGGACACGCUGAGUCCUGCAACGCUCAGGACCCCAACGACCCCUACAGGUUACUCUGCGACUGUCAGCAUAACACCUGUGGUGUGUCUUGUGGCCAGUGUUGCCCCGGAUACAGCCAGUUACCGUGGAAACCAGCCACGACCUACAGCGCCAACGGGUGUGAACCCUGUAACUGUCACCGUCAUUCGUUCGACUGUUUCUACGACCCCGAGGUCGAUCAGAGGAGGGGCAGCGUCGACGUCCACGGACACCACCGAGGAGGCGGAGUCUGCCUCAACUGUCAGCAUCACACCACCGGAGUCAACUGUGAGCGCUGCAUCCCCACCUACUACAGGUCACCUGACCACACCAUGGACUCCCCACUGGCCUGUUCACCCUGUGACUGUCGCUCAGAGUUCACCGACGGGACCUGCGAGGAUCUGACCGGUCGCUGCUUCUGCAAACCGAACUACAGCGGGGAGAACUGUGACUCCUGCGCCAGCGGCUUCCUCAACUUUCCAGACUGUUACCCCGUCCCCACGUAUCCCACCAACAACAACAACGGUGAAGCCAAACCAGCAGGAGAGAUCAUCAACUGUGAGUGCAGCGCAGCCGGCACCGUGGACAACUCCUGCAGGCUCGACCCCCGAACUCGAACCUGCGUCUGUAAACACGGGUUCACCGGUGACCACUGCGACACGUGCGCUCCGGGUUUCCAUGGACUCAACUGUCAGGCCUGUCAGUGUUCAGGUCACGGCUGUCUGGAGGGGUCAUGUGACUUGGUGACGGGUCACGGUGUGUGUCGGAGAGGUUUCCAGGGUCACCAGUGUGACCAGUGUGCACCAGGAUACUUCAACUACCCGCUCUGCCAACUGUGUGGUUGCAGCCCGGUCGGCUCUCUCCCUGACGGCUGCGAUGCGUCUGGUCGCUGUUUGUGCAAACCAGAGUUUCAGGGACCUCGAUGUGAACAGUGCAGAUCUGGAUUCCACUCCUACCCCAACUGUCAAGAGUGCACCUGUGAUCCUCGCACCUCACUGGACGCCAGCUGCACCGCCUCAGGUCACUGCCACUGCCGGCCCAACUACAGCGGCGCCGCAUGCGAGCAGUGUGCUCCUGGUUACUAUGGUUACCCAACCUGCACCCCCUGUCAGUGCUCUGCAGAGGGCUCUCGUUACACCAGCUGCGACCAGGUGACGGGACAGUGUGUGUGUCUGCCCAACGUGCUCGGACUGAGGUGUGACAGCUGUGCACACGGUGCCUACGGCUUCCCCAACUGCCAGACUGGGACCUGUCAUCCUGCCGGCUCCGUCCAGUACGUGGUGCAGCCUCCUGUCGGUCAGUGUGAGUGUCGUCACAAUGUGGAGGGUCCAGCCUGCGACCAGUGCAAACCUCUGUACUGGAGCCUGUCGUACAACACUCCUGAUGGAUGCACCAACUGUGAGUGUCACACUGCAGGGACCCUGAGUGGCGUGGCAGAGUGUGCACAGGAAACCGGUCAGUGUCACUGCAAACCAAACGCCUGCAGUGGAACCUGCUCCACCUGCAAAGAUGGUUUCUACAACCUGCAGGAGCAAAGCUACUUCGGCUGCCAGGGAUGCCAGUGUGACAUCGGGGGGGCAGCAGGUCAGUCGUGCGGAGAGAGGAACGGCCGCUGCCGCUGCAGACCCAACGUGGAGGGAGCCAAGUGUAACCUACCUCGUCCUGAUCACUACUUCCCCGACCUCCACCACCUGAGGUUCGAGAUCGAGGAGGGCACCAUGCUGGACGGCCGGCCGGUGCGCUUCGGAUACAACCCUCUGGAGUUCAAGGACUUCAGCUGGAGAGGCUACGCUCAGAUGACGCCCAUCCAGACGGCCGUGAAGCUUCAGGUUCACGUGAGCGAGGCCGACGUCUAUCUGACUCGUUUCAUCCUCCGGUAUUUAAACUCUGAGGGCGACACCUCCAGUGGUAAAAUAACAGCCUAUCAGGUGAACCGCAGAGGUUCAGAACAGUCCAAACAGAUCGUCUUCGCUCCGAGUGCAGAACCCGCCUUCCUCAACGUUCCACAGAACAACUUCGUGGAACCGUUUGUCCUGAACCCGGGAACCUGGACUGUGGUUAUCGAGGCCGAGGGAAUCCUGCUGGAUUACUUGGUCCUGCUGCCCAGUGCCUACUACGAAGCUCCCAUCCUGCAGAUCAAGGUCACAGAACCCUGCACCUAUAGCUCCGCCCCCAACGCCGACCACAACUGUCUGCAGUACAGGUAUCUCUCCCUGGACUCCUUCCCCUCCAUCUCCGGUAACGACGCCAGCUGCCGCAACGACAACCACCUGCCACGCCCCUGCCCAACUGAGCGGGUCACCCCACGCCACCCGGACAUGGCGGUGUGCAGCGGCUACGAUAUCAGCGUGGAGCUGCGCGGCCGCCUCCCGUCUCCGGGGGAUCACGUCCUGGUGGUGGAAUAUUCCAGCGAAGAGGAACUGCCGCAGACUCUGUCUGUGGUCGUGAACGCACCGGGAUCCCGAACGCAGCAGCACAGUGUCACCCUGCUGCGCUGCACGUACAGCUUCCUGUGUCGAGUCGUUGCCAUCGAUGCACAGGACCGAGUGGCCGUCUUCUCUCUACCCACCGACGCUGAGGUCCAGCUCGUCUCUGACCGUGCCAGCUUCUUCCUGCACAAGAUCUUCCUGGUUCCUAGAGAUCAGUUCACGAUGGAGCUCGUCGAACCAAAGAUUCACUGCAUCAGCACCAACGGACAGUUCUCACCUGACAGCUCCUCCUGCGCCCCCUCACGCUUCCAGACGCCAUCGGACUCCCUGGUGCUGAAGGAAGGACAGAGCUCGUCCACGCAGGAGUCCGUCCUGGCCUCGCCCGCCGCUGCUCCUCCUCUGCCGCUCCACCAGAGCGACGAGCCGGCCUGGACCGGAGGAGACAGACCUCCGCACGGAGUGGACAACAGCGACCACGUCCGACUGGACUCUCUGCAGAAUGCCGCAGUGUUCUCGACUCGUGUCCACGCGCUGGGACGUUACGUCUUCAUCCUCCACUAUCACCAGCCUCUUCACCCGUCCUAUCCUGUGCAGGUCCACAUCAACGGGGGACGAAUCUGGCAAGGCCACGCCAACGCCUCCUUCUGUCCCCACGCGUACGGCUGCCGAAACGUCCUGAUCUCAGAGAAUCAGAUCAUCCUGGACGUGACCGACCACGAGGUCUUCAUCACCGUGCAGAUCCCUGAAGGAAAGACCCUGUGGCUGGACUACGUGCUGGUUGUUCCUCAGUCCAGCUACAGCUCCAGUUACCUGAGCGAGGAGCCUCUGGACAAAUCCUACGACUUCAUCAGCAACUGUGGCCAAAACAGUUUCUACAUCAAUCCCGCCACCGCCUCCAGGUUCUGUCUCGGCUCGGCCGUGUCGCUGUCGGCCUUCUUCAACAACGGGGCGAUGCCGUGCGCUUGUCACGAGGUCGGAGCAGAGAGCGACACCUGCGAGACGUUCGGCGGGCAGUGCCGCUGCAGACCCGACGUGAUUGGCCGAGACUGCUCCAUGUGCGCCACGGGCUACUGGGGAUUCCCCAACUGCAGACCUUGUAAUUGUGGCAGCAGGUUGUGUGAACCUGUGACCGGCGACUGUAUCUGUCCUCCGCGGACGCUGCGGCCCGAGUGCACCCAGUGUGAGCCCCAGACGUUUGGCUGCCACCCGCUGGUGGGAUGUGAGGUCUGCAACUGCUCCCGGCCCGGCAUCGACUCCCCCGACGUCAGCUGUGACACUCUGAGUGGACAGUGCAGAUGUAAAAACAACAUCGUCGGGCGUCAGUGUGACCGCUGCGCUCCUGGUUUCUAUGGUUACCCCAACUGCAGGCCAUGUGACUGCAACGAGGCGGGAACCGAGGAGGAAGUGUGUGACUCCUUCACAGGACAGUGUCUGUGCAAGGAGAACGUCCAGGGUUCUCGCUGUGAUCAGUGCAGAGUUGGUACGUUCCACUUGGACCCAACCAACCCGAAAGGCUGCACCAGCUGCUUCUGCUUCGGAGCCACCGACCGCUGCCGCAGCUCGGACAGGAGACGCACUGAGGUCAUGGACAUGGUGGGCUGGGUGCUGCUGGGAGCCGACAGGCAGGAAGUGGCGGUGGCGGUGUAUCCUGGUCAGGACCUGGUGGAGGCCGACCUCAGUGACGUCCCCGACGUCUACCAGGAUCUCCACUGGCACGCACCGAAGACUUACCUGGGGGACAAGGUGUCGUCCUACGGAGGUUUACUCAGGUAUCGUCUCCACACUCAGUCCAUGAGAGGGGACGUGUUGUCUCUGCCGGCAGAAUCCUCCAGACCUGACAUCAUCCUCAAGGGGAACCAGAUGAGCCUGGUGUUCAUGGAGAGAGAGUACUCUUCCCCGGAGGAGCCUCACCUGGGGAUCGUCCACAUGGUCGAGGGAAGUUUCCGUCACGCUCAGACUGGGAACUCUGUGUCUCGGGAGGAGCUGAUGAUGGUCCUGGUCGGUCUGGAGUCGCUGCAGGUCCGAGCCAUCCACUCCCAGUCGGCUCACUCCGUGUCGCUCCGCGGCGCCGUGCUGGAGGGCGCCGAGAGCCUGCCCGCCGGUCGCCAUGCCAACAACGUGGAGAUCUGCAUGUGUCCAGCCAACUACCUGGGAGACUCGUGUCAGAAAUGUGCUCCUGGUUUCUACAGAGACACCGUCGGCCUGUUCCUGGGGAAGUGCGUCCCCUGUACCUGUAACGGACACUCGGACCUGUGUCUGGACGGGUCUGGACUCUGUGUGGACUGUCAACACAACACGGCGGGCGACCACUGUGAGAAGUGUCAGGGUGGUUUCCUUGGCAACAAUAGCCUUGACGGACAGGCGGUGUCGUGCUCCAGUUGUCCCUGCCCACUGAGGGUCUCGUCCAACAAUUUUGCGGAGGGCUGUGUGCAGAGGAGCGACAGGAUGCAGUGUCUGUGCAUGCCGGGUUACGCUGGACCAAAUUGUGAAAGAUGCGCCCCUGGUUUCUACGGCAACCCCAUGGUGCUGGGCAGUCGGUGCCAGCCGUGUCAUUGCCACGGCAACACAGACCCCAACAUGCUGUUCACCGACUGUCACCCGCUGACCGGAGAGUGUCUGAGCUGCAUGCACGACACGGCCGGACCUCUCUGUGACGCCUGCGCUCCUGGUUACUACGGCGACGCCAUCUCUGCCAAAAACUGCACCGAAUGCAGCUGUUCUCCGUGUGGCACCGACUCCUGUGACCCUCACACGGGACAGUGUCGCUGUAAACCAGGAGUCACGGGGCCGCGCUGCGCCCGCUGCGAGGACGGCUCCUUUGGCUUCGACUCGUGCUCCGGCUGUCACCAGUGCGACUGCGAGGCGUCGGCGGCGCUCGUGCAGGCGUGCGACCCUCAGAGCGGUCAGUGCGCCUGUCAGCCCGGGGUCAACGGGCCACAGUGCCGACAGUGCGCUCCUGGAUUCUGGAGCUACGGAGCUGACGGAUGCAAGAAGUGCGAGUGUCGGGGGGGUCGCUGCGACCCGCGGACCGGAGAGUGCCGCUGCCCGGACGGGAUGACGGGAAAGCAGUGUGACGUCUGCUCUCAGAAACACAAUGUUCUGGUAGAGGAGCAGCACGGGAUGCACUGUGAACCGUGUGACGGCUGCGUCCUCGUGCUGCUGGAGGAUCUGGACAAGAUGAGCAGCAACUUCAGCUACGUCACCGCUCAGCUGAAGAAUCUGAACGCCAGCUCCAUCGCCUGGGCUCAGCUGAACGCCCUCAACAAGACUGUGGACGACAUCGCUGCUGCGAUAGAGAACUACAACAGUUCUCUGGAUGAGAGCCGGAGUCGAGCCGACAUGUUGGACGCUGAGAUCAUGAACAUCAAUGAUGAUAUUAAUGAACUGCAGGACAAGGCGUCAGUGACGAGCGACAGAGUCGACGGUCUGCGGAACAGUACCAACAACACACACCAGAGGGCGCAGGAUCUCCUCCUGUUCAUCCACAACCUGACUAUGGAUAUAAACGACGUCUUACUGAUGUCGAACAGGUCGUCGACCAACGACACGGAGGCCGAGCAGGAUGACGAGGAGCUGGGGAGGAAGAUGAGGGAGGUGCAGGCCAUGCUGAGGGAGAUGAGGUUCAGGAGCUGUGUGGGACAGAAGAAAGUGGCCGACAGAGAGAAGACGGAGGCAGAGAAACUGUUGCAGCGCGUUAACAAGGAGUUGGCCAAUCGUCAGGGACAAAACAACGACCAGGCCAAAUCCGUCAGAGACGGUCUGUCCCGCUUCCUCUCUGAGAUGAUGGACCUGCGAGACGCCCUGAACGAAGCCGUCAACAACACGGCGAGAGCAACAGAGGUCAACAGCGCCAACGAGAAAAACCUGGAGGACAAUCAGAGGAAGAUGGACGACCUGCUGUCCGAGCAGAAGGAGGUGGCCGACCAGUUAAACAUGGCUGAAGACGACGUGGCGCAGGUCAACGACCUCCUGUCCAUGCUGCAGGACUCCAAAGAGGAGUACGAACGCUUGGCCGCUCAGCUGGACGGCGCCCGGACACCGUUGGUGAAGAAGGUGCAGGAGUUUGCUUGGGUCGAGAACAGGAUCCCCCUGGUGGAGGAGGCGGAGAAACACGCGGCGCUGCUGGACGCUUUAGCCAUGAACCUGAGCAGUUUGGUUGCAGAAACUAAGAAGGAAGGAAUCGUCGACGUGUCUCACACCUACAGUAAGAUUAUCAACAGCAUCAAGGAGGCAGAGGAGGCCGCCAAGAUGGCCGACAAGGCCGCCAGCGCCACUUUGGAGAACGUAAAGAACCAGGACCUCGGGCAGAUCGCAGUUUCUCUGAGGAACCACAGCGUGGACCUGUUGGACGAAGUCAAGAAGCUCGAUGAGGAACUCAACAAAGAGCUGAAGCCGCAGAUCCACGAGGCUGAGAAACGACUGAAGGACGCCAAAAACAAACAGACUCAAGUGAUGAAGGAUCUGGAGAUGAUUCAGAACAACCUCAACUUCACGUCGAACGUGAGUCAGGAGAUCGACGAGGCGAAGCAGGCGGCCGACCUGGCGAACACCACGGCGACGCAAGUCAACGAUGCCCUGCGGCCAAUCAAGGAGCAGCUGGACAAAUGGGAGCAGACGUACGGAGACGCUAACGCCACCAAUGAUGACAUCAACAAGGCGCUGAUGGAGGCCAAUAAGACCAUGAACGAGCUUGGUGCCACGAUUCCUACGCUGCUGACGAAGCUGGACGGACUCCAGAACCAAUCCAUCCUGAUGCCCAACAUCUCCGAGAACAUCAACCGCAUCAGGCAGCUCAUCCAGCAGGCGCGCAACGCCGCCAGCAAGGUGAGCGUCCCGGUGAAGUUUAACGGAGCGUCCGGUGUCCAGGUUCGGACUCCACCCAACCUGGCCGACCUGGCGGCCUACACCUCCCUGAAGAUGUACAUCACUCUGCCGGAGGCGGCUCGGUCCAGACGUCAGGGCGACGGCAACCAACAGUUUGUCUUCUACCUCGGCAACAAGGACUCCAGUCAGGAGUUCCUGGGCAUGGCGCUGGACGGGAAGCGACUGCAUUGGUACUUUAACGUUGGAGGAAAAACUGCUGAGGUGAAGAUGCCUGAAGACGUCAAGUCUGAUGGAUUCUUCAACAGCGUCGGGCUGGAGAGGAUCCUGCAGUACGGUCAGAUGUCCAUGUCCUCUGAAGCCACGGGGGGGGACCAGAGAGUCACUAAAGCUGGCACGGAGGCAGGAGGAGAUCAGGGGCUUCUCAACCUCCUGACCGACGACACCGUCUUCUACGUGGGGGGGUACCCCAGUACUUUCAAACCUCCGCCCCAGCUCGCUCUGCCCAACUUCAAGGGCUGCAUCGAGCUGGACACGCUGAACGAGGAGGUGCUCAGUCUCUACAACUUUGAGAACAUCUUCCAGCUCAACACGACCGAGGAGAAGCCGUGUGGCAGGCCGAAGCCGGUACUGACUCAGGCGUGGGCGAAUGACGCGUCGUACUUCGACGGCACCGGUUUCUCUGAGGUCACCUUCACUGUGGAAUCAACUCGCAUGCAGCGCUUCGAACAGGAAGUGAAACUGCUCUCACAGCGAGGGAUCCUGCUGCUGCUGCAGAACGAGACUCAUUUCCUGUGUCUGGCUGUGCUGAACGGCCAACUGAAGGUUUUCUACGAUUUUAGUGAUAAACUGGUGGAACUCGAGCCCAAAGAGCCAGAUUCAGAGUUCCUGCUGGUCAGCGACGCCGAGCCCAAAGCUCUGGAGGUUAUCAUCAUCAUGCAAGGGACCUCGAAACGCAUCGUGGUGAGGAACAACCGCGUCAACCUUUACAUUCACCCGGUCACCGAGAACAUCCCUGCCUUCAGCGGCAGCUAUUACCUGGGAGGAGUUCCACACGACAAGAUCCCCGACAAGCUGAAGACGUUGUUUCCCAAGCAGGGUUCUCUGAAGGGCUGCUUCAGGAACGUCAAGGCCCAGAGCUCUCACGUGGACCUGAAGAGGAUGAAGAGCUCCGGAGUCAGUUUUGGAUGUGACAGUGAUCUGCUGGUGGCUCGUGAGGCUCACUUCUCUGGACAGAGCUACUUGGAUCUGACUCUGACCAACGUCCCGAGUCUCAGGGACAACUUCUACGCCAGCUUCAGCUUCAGAACCGACAAGAAGGAGGGACUCAUGUUCUACCACCAAGAUAAGGACGGAGUGUGCCAGGUGUUUCUGCACGAUGGCCAAGUGGUGGUGAGAGCUGGCAACAGUGAGAUCAGGACACAGAAGACGUACAACGAUGCCAACAGCCACUACGUCGCCCUCUACAUCAACAUCACCGGGAUGCGUCUGUACAUGGACGACGUGCUGGAGAAAGCCAAGGAGGGAAUCCGUAUCGACACCAGGGGGCGUACAGCGCCGACGGCAGGGGGCAGCACCUUCCUGGGAGGGAUGCCCGACCAAACCAGCACCAACCUCACCGGGUGUAUCAGCAACGUCUUCAUCAAGAGGGAGACGAGUCCUCAGGCGGUUCAGAACCUGCUGAAGGUGAACAAGAACGUCAACGUCCCUCUGGGUUGUCCCGCCGCCGCCAAACCUCAGCAGAUCGUCGCCGCGCAGCCCAAACACAACAAAGCCAAGAAGCACAAGAAGCCCUCGGGGUCUCGCAGCCGUAACACCAGGGAGUCGUGCCAGGGGGCGCCGUCGGACCAAGAGAGCGGAGCGACGCACUUCAGCGGCUCCACUCACAGCCACCGGAGAUACGACGCUCUGCCCAGGGCGCUCAGCUCCAUGCCUCACAUCUCCAUGUCGCUGAGGAUCAACUCCUCCGAUGGCUUGGUGCUUCACGCCGCCGGCGGGCAGCGUGGCGGCGCCGUCAUGUCCCUCAGCGUGUCAGGCGGUCACCUGCUGCUGUCGCUGGACGCAGGGAAGAGAAAGCUCAGCCUGCGCAGCCGCAAGAAGUACGACGACGACCAGUGGCACACGGUGUUUGUGAAGCGCGAGGGAGAGAAGGUCAGUCUGAUCGUGGACGGGAUCCACGCUCAGUCCAAGAAACUUCCUGGAGGAGACAGGACCCGUGUCACCGGGCCGCUGUAUGUCGGAGGAGCUCCGCCCACACUGAUGGCUCCCGGCUCCGGAGGUUUCAUCGGUUGUGUCAAGGACCUGACGCUGAACGAGGCCCCUGCAGGAAACCCCACGUUCAGUCAGGGGGCGGUUCCCUGUUUCCAGAACCCUCUGCAGCCCGGAGCCUAUUUCUCUGGAGAGGGAGGACACCUGGCUCUAGAUGAGUCCUUGGUUCUUGGUCGGGAUCUUGAGAUCCAGUUAGAGGUUCGACCCGUCUCGGACUCUGGGCUGCUGUUGCAUGCUGGGACAUCAGCUGAUCAACACCUGAGUCUGGUCCUCAGUCAGGGAGAGGUGACCGUCUCAGUAAACAGUGGUAAAGGUGAAUUCUCUGCCUCCUUCACUCCUGAGGAGCCUCUGUGUAACGGACACUGGCACACGAUCACAGUGGUGAAGAAGAACAACGUCCUGCAGCUCCACGUGGACGCAGCCAGCGAGCACAGUGUCGGGCCCAAACAGAGCCGCUCCGCAGGGGGCAAGGAGAGCGUCUACCUAGGAGGGAAACCUGGAGGCGCCGCUGUUCCCGGUCUACCGGCCGGCCUGCCGUCCUUCCACGGCUGCAUCCGCUCCGUGCUGGUGAACCACAGAGCGGCCGUGGUCUCCAAGCCGCUCUCUGUGCACGGAGCAGUGGGCACGCAGGGCUGCCCACAUGCAUAAACCAGUCUUAUCUUCACAUUCCACAACUGCAGAUUAAUGGUGGUGGGUGUCAUGUUACUGUAGCUAAUUUAAAAUAUAUAUUAAUAUUUAUUGUAUAUUGUCAGAAAAUAUAUAUUUUAUAAUUCCGUUUGUCGUCGCAUUAGUCCUGGUUUGUUUUUGUGCUGCAGGUAGAGAUGCACUGACACGAUUUCAAAUACUCUAAAUUCAUAAAUCAAUGAGUGUUUCGUAUAUAUUCAAUUUAAUCGGUUCGUGCCAAAUUGUAAAUAAACAACGCAGCUCGAUUUUCUUCCUUUUCUCUCAUCAGUGAAAAAUUGAUUAUAGCUCUGAUAAUCUUCCUUUGGCUCCAAAACAAUGUUCCUGAGUUGAACUGUAUUGAAGCACAGGAUGUUAACAUCUGUGUGUUGUGCAUCUCCAGCAGAGAAUAUUAAUAAAUCCUACUGAGUCUGUACACUGUGAACCUCUGAAGGGAAACGUUGCCUGUAACACUGACCUGGACUGAGAUUUUAAUCAUUAACCUUUAACACACUGGUGAUAUUUGAUCUUCUAUAUCAGUUUCUGCAGGUUUCACCAAGUUAAAUUUAAGACUUUUAAGACCAUAACCAAUGAAAUUUAAGAUAAAUAACUUCCACUGAGACAGAUAUGAAGGAAUUCCAGAAUCCCUCGAUUACUUAAUAAGUGAGGUGAAGCAGCAGAGGAGAGAACAACCUGGAAACACCACGUUACGUCUCAGAAUCAGACAGGCUGAGGGAACUGAGAUCAUGUUGCUUUGAUCGCAGCGUGUUGAACUUAGGCUUCUUAAGACUCAACCCUGUGUAGGAUUGUGUUAAUAUCUUUGUUUUUUCUUUUAUCUUUUAUUUUUGUCUUUUCACAAAUCAAACAUAUUUGAAGUUUUUUCUUGCUUUGUAAUAACGAGUUUCACUUGUUAAGUCAAAUCAACGUCCCAGUGGCAGACCUGUUCCAUGAGGCGUCUCCAGGCAGCCGCUACCUUCUCUCCUCUGUCCUUAAUGUAAACAUGUACCCAGUGUGUGUGAAGCGUGUUGUAUAACCUUUUAAAAACAUCUCACAGAAAGAAUAAGCUCCCCCUCACAUGUGUUGUAAAUGCAUUUCUAAAUAAAGGAUGUUUUCAUACAAACUUCA
Molecule: messenger RNA, 11654 nt
Organism: Hippoglossus stenolepis (Pacific halibut)
Lineage: Eukaryota; Metazoa; Chordata; Actinopteri; Pleuronectiformes; Pleuronectidae
Gene: lama5
Product: laminin, alpha 5
Exons: 77
Coding region: 150-10517 (3455 amino acids)
Biological process (GO): regulation of cell adhesion; cell adhesion; regulation of cell migration
Cellular component (GO): basement membrane
Molecular function (GO): extracellular matrix structural constituent; signaling receptor binding
Source: RefSeq, a predicted model, not a curated record